AAUGCAUUUCGGAUAGUGGGGGAAAAAAUGAAAUGUUAGCCAUGUUAUGAGGUCAACUUAAAUCCGACGUAAUCAAGGUUGGCGCUAAAUGAUAGAAUGAAAAUUCGAUGCCUGUACCAAGAAUGAAUGAGGUUUCUUGGGACAACAGCCAAGGAAUGUUGACAAAUGCAAGAGAAAUGGCGGGUGCCCGACAAAGCACGGGUACUCGCUCCCAAGACGAUGCAAUGGUAGAAUACUUCUUUCAGCGACCUCAUUCAGAUACAGAAUUAAUGGGUGCAUAUCCGAACAAGCGUUGGGCGGUCGGAGAUGAUAGUGUCAUCGAACAACGAAAUGUACCAGGACAAGAACUUGAUAAAGAUUUCCAGGCAUUAUCACUGUCCAGAGAGAUAAAUCCUUCCAAGAAGAUCUGGGAUGUUGGGGAUGAUCCCAAUAAAGGUGGAGAUGUGAACAAGCCUGGGAUAUUUACCAACCACCCAUGGACCACACGGGACGACACAUGGUCGGGACCACAAGGGAAGUACCGCAGCCUGGGUCAUUACCCAGAAUUCCCAAAGUCAGAUACUUCUCUAGGAGUGAACAUUGUGGAGUAUGUUUUGGGCGGUUCCCCGAGAAAGGAGAUGGGUCAGAUGGACGGACGAUUGAACCGAAUGAAGCAGAACUAUGUGAACGUGACCCAGCAGGACCCGAGCAUCGUGGAGGCGAGUACGGAGAAGAAAAGCAAGACGCCGUCCCCAUUUGAAGGUGAAGGUGAGAGGAGCGACGACAAGGACGGGCAGCAGAACGGUAUUCUACAGAACGGGCUAGACGACUCCGCUGCCGCAUUCAGAAAUGGGAGUCGACAGAACUCGCCCACUGGUGAUGACGUAGUGGCACCGACCAUGGUGAUGGAUGUUCCCAAGAUGCCGAUGAAAUCGGAGAACGAUUUCCUUGAGAACCCGCCAAUGGUCCACUCCCACCAGCCUGGUUUCCAGCUCGACCCACCGCAGUUUGAACCUGUGGGCAUCGACCCCGUACAGUUUGACUAUGGCAAUCAGCUGAUGCCAUCUAUGGACAGUCCGAACUUCAACAACAUGGACUACAACCAGCUCCUACAGAGACAGCAGCAGCCCAUAGCGGUGUUGACGCAGCAGCAGUACGCGUUGGCCACACAGCAGCAACAGCUUGGCCUGGGUCCCACCACGGCCAUAGCGCCUCCCCCGUAUGUCCUCAGUGCACAAGACCCGUAUGCAGUCGGGAUACCUAUCGCAGGUCCCACCGUGAUCCAUCCACAGUACUACAGUGUGCAGACGCCAUGGGGUAUCUACCCGGCCAAUCUGAUUCAACAACCCCAAGGCCAGCAGACGCCCCAGAACAUGCCCCAGGGCCAACAGAUGAUGCGAGGACAAACCAAUGGUCGACCUCUGACCCCGUCACAGCAGAACGAACCAAUGGGCACGCCAACAUUACAGGCACAAAAUGCAGGGUAUCAGAUUCUGGCCCCAGCGUAUUACGAUCAGAACGGUCAGCUGGUCAUGGGUAACCCACGUGGUCUCGGAACGCCCGUUCGUCUCGUGUCGCCCGCACCAGUACUGGUGGCUGGCACAAACCAGCAGGGAGGCGGGAACAACCCACUGCGGCUGCUGACCACCCAAGCGCAGCAGGUUCAGAAUUCCCCAGUUGUACUGUCAAGCAGCAGUUCGUCUCAGCAAAACAAUACUUUGGGCUACACUCCGUCUAGCAGCCUGGGCUAUACCCAGGCCACCACGAGCCUCUUCACCCCCAUAGCCACCAAUUUAAACGUCGGCCAGCAGACCACGUAUGCCAACAACAGCAUGAGCAAUCUGGGCUCUUCCACUCCAGGGGCCAUUGGAUCAGAAAUGGAUCAGAUGACACCCGGAGCAGGUUGGUCAUCCCACAGGUCCUAUGGAAGUGGCCAGCGCCGUGACUCGUACGACAUCAAGAGGCAACAGCUGCCUCCACUGGGCGGUUACUACAGCCAGCUCGCUGGUAUGGGUUCACCAGCAGGCCCAGGCGCCAUGAUGCAGCCUGGCCCGUCCAUGACCCCGCCACCAUCUCUUUCCGGAUCAUCCUCGAAUCUCACACUUGGUGAAUGGGGCCUUAGUGGCGCUGGCAGGUCGUACUCUGCAGCCCCAGGAGCGGAGGCCAAGUACCGCGGUGGUCUCAUAUCACCAGCCAAUGGCCUGUUUGGCAGCACUUUCUUCCCAAACAGAAACCUGGCUUCCAGAAGUGCUAGUUUGUGUAAGGAGGUUACUGGAAGAAGCCGUUUGUUGGAAGAUUUCCGAAACAAUCGCAUCCCAAAUCUACAACUUAAAGAUCUCACAAACCAUGUGGUAGAGUUUUCACAGGAUCAGCAUGGAUCGAGAUUUAUUCAGCAGAAGUUGGAGCGUGCUACCCACCCGGAAAAGGCCAUGGUGUUUGGUGAGAUCCUGACUGCAGCAUACAGUCUGAUGACUGAUGUGUUUGGCAACUACGUCAUUCAGAAGUUUUUCGAGUUCGGCUCGAGCGACCAGAAGCAGACGUUGGCACAGAGAGUGCGGGGCCAUGUUCUGCCUCUAGCUCUACAGAUGUACGGCUGUCGCGUCAUUCAGAAAGCACUCGAGUCGAUUCCAGCUGAUAUGCAGGUUGAGAUCGUGAAGGAGCUUGACGGGCACGUGUUGAAGUGUGUGAAGGAUCAGAACGGGAACCACGUCGUACAGAAGUGCAUCGAGUGUGUCGACCCCAAACACCUCCAGUUCAUCAUCGACGCUUUCAAAGGCCAAGUGUUCACUCUGUCGACACAUCCGUACGGGUGUCGCGUGAUUCAGCGUAUACUGGAGCACUGCACUCAGGAGCAGACGACUCCGAUCCUAGAGGAGCUACACGAACACACGGAGCGGCUGGUUCAGGACCAGUACGGGAACUACGUUAUCCAGCACGUGUUGGAGCACGGCCGCGCCGACGACAAGAGCACCAUCGUUGCCAUGAUCCGCGGCAAGGUCCUACUGCUGAGUCAGCACAAGUUCGCCAGUAACGUUGUUGAGAAGUGUGUUUCACAUUCAUCACGGGCUGAGAAAGCUAUGCUGAUUGAGGAAAUUUGCUCAGUGAAUGAUGGUGCCUUGUACACAAUGAUGAAGGACCAGUUUGCGAACUACGUCGUACAGAAGAUGAUCGAUGUCGCAGAGCCACCACAGCGUAAGGUUCUCAUGCACAAGAUCCGCCCGCACAUUGGAACUCUUCGCAAGUACACGUACGGCAAACACAUUCUUGCCAAACUGGAGAAGUUUUUCCUGAAGAACAGCUCGGACCUUGGACCCAUUGGUAUGCCCCCUAAUGGGGCCUUGUCUUGAAGAUCCGGAUUGUAAUGUCGGCAUCAUGCGCAUGCUCCUUCACAUCCCUAGAUGGUUCUCUUUAUAUUCUUAGUUUCACGUUAUUUGGUGUAUUUACUUGUUUGUCAAUUUGAAUAUAAUACACACUGUUUGAUAAUGUAAUUGGACUGUGUUGAAUUGUGAAAUCUGUAAUCAUCAUUGCUAAUCAAGAUGUGUAAAUCAAUAUUAAUAAGGUGUUGAUGCUUGUGGAUAUUUAAUUCAUUAAGGUAUUGAAGUCAUAGAAGUAAUAGUUACAAUCAAAUGUCUAAAGCUAGAAAUACACACAGUAACUACUUGGUACUAUCUGUCCGUUAGGCCAGGAAAGAUGAUGUAUGAUUUACUAAAAAUAAUGUUUAAUGUUAAGAAUGCAUUUGUUUGACAGUUGGUAAAUGUUUGACACCCUAUAGCCGAUGAUUAAUAAAUCAAUAUGCUCUAGUGGUGGUGUUAAACAAAUUUAAUUUUUAAUGGGUCUUAGGAUCAAUUACCUUUGGUGAAAUCAGUUUUACUUUAAUCUGUGCCACAUGACUGGUAUAUAAAAGGCCAUGGUAUGUGCUCUCCUGUCAGUGCAAUAGUACAUAUUAACGGUCAGAUGUGGUAGUGGGUUUUCUCAUUUUCUAGACAGGUGUUGAAAUAAUCGUAAGUUAGAUACCAAAUAGCCAUUGUGUAAAAAUACUUAUUAUAGUACAGUUGAUAAUAUUUUUAUAAUUUUCUCAAAUUGUUUGUUGCAGAAUGUUGACUUGAUUAAAGACUGAUACCAGUCUGUUGUGUUAUAAACAACUUUGGUAACACAAUUUUGGAGCUGUUUGGUCAAUCAUUUGCAUUUAUUUGAUAUUCGUCCUAAAUUUGUUUGUAGUGAAAUCAGGUGGCUUUUUUAAUGCACAUGAUAAUCUGGAUAACUUAGUCUGUUUGAGAUCAUACAUCGAUCAGUGUAUCAUUCCAGUGACAUCUUUGGAUGUGAAGUUGAGUUGGCCAUGCUUGACCCCCGUUUUUUCACUCUUUUAUUGGAGUUAUUCAAGUGGAACAUGUAUGUUUUUACAAUUUUUGCUAUCUUGUUUUUAUUUGUAUUCGUUAAUUUUUCAUCCUUUAAAAGGAGCAUUAAUCAAAUUGUAGCUUACAAUUUUUGGAGAAAACUCAUGAAAAUUUCUUCAUGAUUUUGACUUAUUCUUGCUGUUUGUGGUUUUUUGGGGUAUUCCAUUGGCUCCUGCAAUUAUCAUGGCAUGCUGGCACCAACAGGGUAAUAAUGCAUAUUUAGGGUUUACGUUGUUCACCAAAUUCAAGUUUAGUUAGCAGUAAAAAGGAACCAAUGAAUUGGCAUAUAGAGAGAAUAGUACAUGAGGCUGUUGGAUACCAAUUAUUUCAUGAGUUGUUUUAGAAUGUAUCUACUGAGUGAAAGCGAGUUUGAUACAUUUUUAAACAACGAGUUGUGAGAUAAAUGGUAUCUAACAGUAACGAAUGUAUUAUUCUAUUUCUUACAUAUCCUCAAAAACCAGUUUUUAAGCCACUUUUAAUAUCUUUUCCGACUAAACGUUAUUUACAGCUGUUGCACUUGUAGCUGACUUACGUGUCAUAGACACAUGAUUUCCAGGUUAACUAUACGUCACAGUGUAAUAUAUUUCCACCGUUUUGUUUUUCAUUGGAUGCAUGGCACUAGUCAUCAUCUAGGAAAUUGUACGUGUGUUAACAACCCAUGUGUUAUAAAAAAUAACGCAUGAUGUUCUCAGCAAUGGGUGUGUAAGAAAACUACAUACUGUAUGAUGCUAAAACUCUUAUAAAAGCAUAUUAUUAACUUUCAAACACAUACCAACUAUCAUAACAUUUUUAGAAAAACUAUUUAUGGAAAUAAAAAGGUUUCUUUACACAUUAUCAUCAAAUUGUAUAGAUUAAAGGUCAUUUUUAAUUCAGGAGCAGUAUCACCUGUAGUAAUCAGUAAUGUAGUACACAGACACAAAAGACUGAAUUGGGGGGUGUUUACUGUCAAGUAUUUUAAACAGAUAUUUAAUCUAUGCAAUUUGAUGGAAAUUUGUACAGAAACUUUAUUUACAACAAGAUAUAUAUAUUUUUUUAAUGUUUUACGGGUUGCUAUGAGUUUAAAACAUAAUAAUUUUAACAUUAUUCAUUACAGAGUUGCAUGCCAAGUCAUCAGUUCCCUUUUGACACAAACGGACUGUAGUGAGUCUGGUGUGGUGGGGUGGGUAAAAUUGCAUUUGGUGACAGAUUUUCAAAGUUGGCCAAAGUUGGCCCUGCUGUUCUGUCUUUUUUUCUUCUUUUUUUUCUCAUUCUUUCUUUCUUUCUUUUUGGCUAACAUUUCAAACGAAUUCACAUUCAAGUGCAGUGAAAAUUAAUGUUUAAUAACAGCGUGUUGGUGACUAAGGGCAUCCCAUGGUGAAUUGUCGGGACUUGGUUUAAAUAUUUCUUGUAUUGUUGGUAGCUAGUCUAGCAUUGGGAUGUGUGUUCAUUGUUGUGGCUUGUCACUAGUAGUGCCUUUGUCUUUACUUGUUGAUUGCCGUUUAUUGCAACACUUUAUAAUGCAGGUAUAUUUGCAACUGAAAUCAUGAUGGAAUAUAAUGUUGUCACAAACUGAUUAUUUUUAGGAACCUGCUGAAGGUAACAUCAAUCAAGUAGAAACUAAAACAUGUCCUUAAACAAUUAAGAAGUGCUGACAAAUUGUUACAUGAUAAAUAUUCUGUAUUAAAUUGAAGUACAGACUUGGUCAACUUACUAUUUGUUUAUAAACUGAAAUUUGAAAGCACAAGGUUAAUGUAUCAGGUUUAUAGCACUGACGUUUUAAACUUAUAACUGUUUAUUAAUUAAUGUUUACAGAAUAUGUAAAUGUUAUCAUUGAUUAAAAUUUUGUUGGUAUUUUGAUUGUCUAGUAAGACAUUAUUUACUGACAGUUUUACAUCUAGAUGCGAAAAUAGCAGACAAACUAGUAAUGAAAACAGAUACUUCAUUCAACAGUGAACUGUUCCAAAUGAGUCUUCACAAAUUUGAGAGUUCUUUAAAUAUUUCAGUUUUUAUACCUAUUGAAAUAUCCUGCUUCUGAAUACAAAUGGAUAUCGGUUAGUAAAUGACAAAUAUUUAUUCCCAUUAAAAUAUAAAAGUCGACCAGUAAAAUUUCAUAUACCAUUUUUUUGAAGAAACAAAAUACUGGCUGAUUUGUAUAUCUCUAGUCCGGGUAUCAUGUUGUAAAACACUUUGUUUUAUCAUUAUGUUUUGAGAACUGCAUGAUGAACAUUCAUCUUAUGAAACAAAGAUAUGACGAAUAAGCAUCCUGAACACCCAUCGUAUGUUUUAACUCAAAAACGGUGAAUAUUGAGCAUUCUUUAAUUUGGUUUUCAUAUAAACAGAAAGUUAUAUGAUCUAUGGAACCAGAAUCAUUGAUUAAAUAGCACGGGUUCUCGUAUUGAGAAAUAUUUAACAUUAAGCAUAUGCAAUCAGGAGUUUUCAUUCUCUGUAUAUACCACGCUCAUCGUAUAUACAACAGGUUCUCUUGUGUACAGUCAUAUCUUCUUCCAACGGACAUUGCUGACUUGUACAUAAAUUUCACAUUAAGUUGGGUUUUUUGUUCUUUUUUUUUUUUUUUUACUAGAGAAAUGCAUUUGCCUAUGCAAAAUGAAAAUCCUUCAAACUGACAUUGUACAAAAAAAUAGUAAUAUUAAAUAUAUAUAUAUAAAUAUAUAUAAAUAAGCAAAUCUAGCUUAAUUGUAAAGUGUAAAUAAGCACCAUGUACAGUUUUGUAAAAAAAAACAGAUAUUACAAAAUCUCCCAAUGAACAUUGAUAGCUCACCUGUACAUCACUUCCAUGUUUCUGGAGUUUGGCGGGCAUUGUCAGCUUCCCAUUCUCCUUGUAAAAAUAAGAUGUAUAAAACUAUUUUAUAUUAUGUUAAUAAGAUUCAUUCUCAAGAGUGCAUGGACUCAUUCAUGGCCUUAUUGUUUUCUACCGAAUCUGUAUAAAUGUAUAAAUAAAGACUUUAAAAACCCUCAGUAUUGUAAAAAAAGAAUACACAUUAUAUUGGUGCUAUUGUAUGAAAUACACAAUUCCUUGAGUAAAUAGUUGUACAGUCACCUCACAGUUUGGACAGUGUAAAAAGUCUACCAUAGUCUCAUGUUAAUAGAAACACAAACAUCUGAACUGUCCCCUUCGGCAGUCCUCUUGGUGGCUGUGUAAGGGCCGUUGCCUGGUAGUUGUCAUCAGCUGUGGUUUUGUGUGCAGAGUAUUGCAUGUGAUAGUCUUAGCAAGGCAUAUAUGUAUAUGUAUUUUACUUGGCGCUUUUUUCGUUUCAUUCUUAAAUUCAUAUUGUGUAGAAAUUGUAAUAUUUGUUUACAUAGUGUAAAUGAACUGUGUACCCUCAAUAGAUGUACAUUUAUACAUUAUUUCAAUUGUAGAUUUUGACAUUUGUACAGUUGUACAUUUUCUUGUAAAUGGGAAAGUAUUUUGUGAAGUUUUUUUGUUUUAUUUCUAUCAGUGUACAGAAAUCAUGCACUAAGCACCCAAAACAGCAUCAUGUACAAAUGUCAUUGUUUAGUGCAGACUAAAUUCACUUCUUGUUAAUAUGUGCACACCACAUUGAAAUUGGGACCGUUUAUGAAUUGUUGAAUAAUUUACAUGUUUCAAUAGCAUUGAUGUAUGAAUGUAAUGAUAGACGUGAUAUCAUAACGUUGAACAAUUUUGAAAUUAUCACUUUUAUCAUGGAAGGUAAUUUAGAAUGCUAAUAGUGAAAUUUGAUCAACAAAGGUUAGAAACGUGGAAAUAUUUGUGAUGGAAGCUGCACUUCAAUUCACCUGAUAUAUAUCGGGUAGUAUUCAUUGUCACUAUUCUUUACUAAAUCUUUUAUAUAUUGCCUUAAUAGAGGCACAAAGCAGUACAUUUAGGAAUGACUUAAAGGCAUACUGUCAAGGAUUUAAAGACCUUAUUUCUCUAAAAAUUGAUAAUAAAUAAAAAUUACAUUCAUUGUUGGAAACCAAAUCUAGCUAUCACAUCACCUUAAAUGAAUCAUGAUGGAG
Gigantopelta aegis is the source of this 8348-nucleotide messenger RNA. Its product is annotated as pumilio homolog 1-like. Gene Ontology annotation, cellular component: cytoplasm; cytosol. The transcript has 22 exons. Lineage: Eukaryota; Metazoa; Mollusca; Gastropoda; Neomphalida; Peltospiridae. The record is from RefSeq and is a predicted model, not a curated record. Bases 108 to 3326 code for a protein of 1072 amino acids. Gene Ontology annotation, molecular function: mRNA 3'-UTR binding. Gene Ontology annotation, biological process: regulation of mRNA stability; miRNA processing.